AAUUCAAUUCGAAUAAGUUCCUGGUUUGUUAUUUCGUAUUUUCUCUGUAUUUGUGUUAGACUUGCAACAUUGUGACGAGUUGGAACUUUGUGUGGUUGCCAUAACAACAGCAGAAUAGCUUGAUUGUCGGCGAAUUUUAACUGAAAAAUGACAGCUGAAAAGAAGAGCGCAAAACAGGCCACCAAGGGCCAGAAACAGAUUGUCGAAGAGAAUGUUGCAACACUCAACUUCUACAGAAAUAUGUCUGUUGUGGCAGUGGGUGUAUACUUAUUAUUCUCUGCCAUUUUUUGGUCCACCACCUCUUCAUUUGAUAUUUUCUUAAUAUGUCUGAGUUCAUUUGCUCAGUUUUGCUGCUAUCGCUUUAUGGCCUACAUGGCUAGAGCCAAAUACAGUGAAACAGGACAAUUGUUAGAUGGUGGAAUUGAUCUCAACAUGGAAUCUGGAAUAUCAGAGCAAAUUAAAGAUGCCAUUAUCCUAGUAAGUGCAACCGAGGUUCUGUCUUCCAUCUCCAGUUACUUUUGGCUUAUCUUGUUGGUGAUUCCCUGUCGACUGUUUCACUUGGCUUGGAAACAUUUCCUUAGUCCAUGGUUUUUCCAGAAAGCCCCAACUGCAGAGCAGGAUGCACAGGAUGACAAGAAGCAACGCAAAUUGGAGCGCCGCAUCAAGCGUCAACAGCAUUAAAAGAGAUACUAAAGAUUCCCUGUACUGGCUUUGUAUUUAACAUACCUUUGAAAUAAAUCAGACUCUGGACCUC
This is a messenger RNA of Daphnia pulex (common water flea), 754 nucleotides long. Its product is annotated as transmembrane protein 208-like. The transcript is spliced from 5 exons. Gene Ontology annotation, biological process: vacuolar protein processing. The coding region runs from base 148 to 681 and encodes 177 amino acids. Lineage: Eukaryota; Metazoa; Arthropoda; Branchiopoda; Diplostraca; Daphniidae. Gene Ontology annotation, cellular component: intracellular membrane-bounded organelle. The record is from RefSeq and is a predicted model, not a curated record.